AUGGGCUCAGCACGGGCUUGUGCACUAUUUCAAGCGCAUGAAAGCGGUCAUCAACAAAAAAAUCUUACAUUCGCGUUCGUCGGAUGGCUCAACCUCAAUGGUAAUUUACCUCUUCUUCCGAAGUCAAUAAAAAAUCUCAUUGAUGUUGUGUUAUAA
Molecule: messenger RNA, 156 nt
Organism: Plasmopara halstedii
Lineage: Eukaryota; Oomycota; Peronosporomycetes; Peronosporales; Peronosporaceae
Exons: 2
Coding region: 1-156 (51 amino acids)
Source: RefSeq, a predicted model, not a curated record